GAUUUGGCGGCGGCGGCCCCGCGGCGGGCGGUGCUGUCGGACUCGGUGUGGCGAACCGACGGGACGGCUGCGCGGCCGCCUCCCUCCUCCCCGCCUUCCUCCCCGGGCCGCCGGCGGCUCGGAGCUGCCCUUACGUCCGGAGCGGCGCGGAUGGAGCCGCCGUGCCCGGCUUGAGCGCCUCGGCGGGACCAGGAGCCGCUCCGCCGAGCUCGGGCGGGCGGGCGCAGCAUGGUGGAGUAUAUUGUGGAGUAUGACUAUGAUGCAGUGCAUGAUGAUGAGCUAACCAUCCGAGUUGGGGAAAUCAUCAGGAAUGUGAAAAAACUGGAAGAAGAAGGAUGGCUGGAAGGGGAGCUGAAUGGCAAGCGGGGCAUGUUCCCAGAUAACUUUGUGAAGGAAGUUAAGAAGGAUGUAGAGCCCAAGGAUGAUGCCCUGCCACUCAGAAGGGAGAAAUCUGGCAAUGUAGCAAGCCUUGUGCAGCGUAUUUGCACCUAUGGGCUUCCAGCAGGAGGAAUUCAGCCUCAUCCGCCGUCCAAAAGCUUCAAGAAGAAGCCCAAGAAGCGGCAGUGCAAAGUGCUCUUCGAGUACCUCCCGCAGAACGAAGAUGAGCUGGAGCUCAAGGUUGGGGAUGUGAUUGACAUCAGUGAGGAGGUAGAGGAAGGCUGGUGGAGCGGAACACUGAACGGCAAGUCGGGGUUGUUUCCUUCUAACUUUGUGAAAGAGCUGGAAUUGGCAGAUGACGGAGAAACACAGGAUGCUCUGGAUGAUGCAGAGCCUGUUUUCAGUGGUCCUACCUCACCUGUGGCCUCUCCUGGGAAUGAAAAUGAGCCUGGAUCUGGACCAGCACAGCCAAAGAAAAUUCGAGGUGUUGGGUUUGGAGAUAUCUUUAAAGAAGGCUCAGUUAAGCUUAAGACAAGAUUAUCCAGUAAUGAAUCAGAGGAUAAAAAGCAAGAUAAGCCAUCACCUAACCAUCCUCCUGGCUCAAAGCUCGCUCAUUUUCCUCGCGUAGCAAAAAUGGAGAACUCGUCAGAGGCACCGAAGUCAGAAGCUGAAGGCAAACCAAAAGCCAAGGAGUAUUGCAGGACAAUAUUUCCCCAUGAAGGUGUAAAUGAUGAACUGAGUUUUAAAGAAGGAGAGAUUAUUCAAAUUAUCAGUAAGGACACUGGAGAGCCAGGCUGGUGGAGAGGAGAACUCAAUGGUAAAGAAGGAGUCUUCCCUGAUAAUUUUGCUGUUCAAAUACAAGAAUUUGAUAAAGACUUCCCUAAGCCAAAGAAACCUCCACCUCCAGUGAAAACUCCAGCACCCAAGCCUGAAUUGCCCACUGGAGAGAAGAAAUUCCCUUUGAGGUCUGAAGAAAAAGAUGAAAAAGGAGCUUUGGAUCAGAAGCCUUUGAAGCCACAUGCUCCUCAAGUACCACCCAAGAAACCAUUUCCUCCAAGCAAGUCUAACAGCUUACUGAGAGCGGGGAUUCUGCAACUAAAACGUCCAGAAAAGCCUGUUUUGCCAUCAUCCGUAUCCAAAUCUAAUGGAGAAGUUGUUCAUCUUCGACCAAAAUCUGAAAUCGAGCCAGUAGCAAAACCAAAGUUGGACUCUGAACAGUUACCAGUGAGACCAAAAUCAGUAGAGGUAGAUUCACUUGUGGUAAAGAGCUCUCGAGAAUCAGAUCUGCUAAGCUUUGAUGAUGUAAUAGCUACCUCAGACAACCUGUCGCAUCCCACCGCCAGUCGGCCCAAGAUGCCCGGCCGCAGGCUGCCCACGCGCUUCCACUGCGGCAGUGCUGCGAGUCAAAAUGACAGUCCAGAAAAAAAUUUGAAGGUGCAGAAGGAAGAAGAAGAAAGUGCCAAACCAAAGCCAGUUGAAAUGAGAAAGCCUUCUGUGAUGAGUUCAUCAGUUCCAUCUUCAUCUCAGAGACCAAGUUCUGUCAUCCUCAACUUUUUUCCUGGAGAAACCCAACCUAAAGUUGAAACGGAUAAUUCACAGGCUUCUGUGGAAGAGCUCAGGGCUCAGAUUCAUGAUCUGAUGAAUUUAGUGGAUGCACUGAGAAAAGAACACGGGAGAGAACUGGAAAAACUAAAGAAGGAUUUGGAAGAAGAAAAGCUGAUGCGAAGUAAUCUGGAGCUUGAAAUAGAAAAACUGAAGAAAGCAGUGAUGUCUACAUGAUGCGCCCAUGGACUGGAUGUCUUCAACUUGCCAGGAAUGCAAAGCUGAACACGAGUAGAACUGACUCCCUUAUUUCUCAUUAUGGAUGCUGGAGUUCUACAGUCUUAAGGAAAUAUAGUGCAACAAAGGAAUAUAGUCUUUUAUUCAGAGAUAAAAAACAGAAGAGAAAAAUGGUGUAAUUUUCUUGCCAAUAUAAAAGAGGCCUUAUUUCUUACUGUGCUGGAAUUGCAGACCUUUAUUUUUUUGGUUUGCUUGACAAUACUACUGAAUCUGUAUAAAGAGGAGAGGGAAUUCUUAAUAGAUUUUUAUUGAAUAUCUGUAGCUUAAUUUUUAAAGAGAUCUAUGCUAUAAAUAGGGUGAUCUAUCUUCACAAGUAAUCUGUACAAUAGUCCCUUGGGAGGGACGGGAUAGCUGCAUGGGAAUUGGAGUCACUGUUUUCCCCCCGCGUGCGAAAGGGAACAGAUGCUGUUUGUGUAUCGCAGUGCUGGCGGCCUCACGCGGCGUUGUGCUGUGCGCCUCUGCUGUUUGUCAGCUGGGCCACGAGGCACGAGUUCCUCCAAGCCACGGCUGGGGGGCAGCCCUGUGCUGAGAAGGGCCGAGCGCAGCGCAGCGCUUCAGCGGAACGUUUUGUCACUUGCACUAUUGGAUUAAAAAGGGAUUUGGGACUGAGUCACAAAGGCGCACCGAAAUGAACUCUUCGAGGUCACGAGAGGAAGAGAUGCAGAAAGGAGGCUGGGAUCUGCUCUGAACCGAACCCGUUGUGCCUCAAGUACUGCAGCACGCGACGUGGGAGGUAAACCUGCGCUCACAGGGUCUGUGCUUUGCGUAUCUGAACUGAUGUCAUCAGUCUUUCCAGUGGCUGAAUAUGCAUUGUGAUCUGUUUUUACAGUACUCGAUUUUUGUUUAUAAUAUGGCUCAAAAUAAAUCACUUGAACUUUGAUACUCUCAAAAGGUCUCAAUAUUUAUGUGUUUAUGCCAUAGACCUUCCCAGUACAUUGUGACCCUCUAAAUUUAAUCACAUCUGUCCUUAGUGAGUGGUCGGAGCAGCUGCUGUGACAGCACCGUGCUGGUGUCCACAAAGCAGCUUUCGCUUUUUGCAUGGACAAAAGCUGUAGUCUUGUUGAUUGCCAUUAUCUCUAAGUGCAGGGCUCAGCACAGUGCACCAGGACGAUAAAGCAGUGGUGUGUGGUUGUGGGACACGAUUGGACCGAUUGCUCUGUUCACUUGAUAAAGGGUUAAAACAGCUGUAUAAUUAAAAAAGCCCACUGCACUCCUCCUGUUAGUGAUGGGUAACAGCCUUCCCCUCCUUUCACGUGGCAGAAUUUACGUGACAAAGACAUCAUGUUAGUUUGGCAACUUUAACAAUAAGAGAAAUAAGUUUCUAUUCGCGUGAAUAGUCAUAAAUGUAGUAACUAUUUCUUAUGUCACUGAUAAUGUGGAAGUGCUGAUUCUUGAGAACAUGCUCUUUCCACAGCUGCAUAAAAUCACAGAAUCCCAGAAUGGCCUGGGUUGCAAAGGCCCACAGCGCUCCUCCAGUCCCAACCCCUGCUGUGUGCAGGUCGCCAACCAGCAGCCCAGGCUGCCCAGAGCCACAUCCAGCCUGGCCUUGAAUGCCUGCAGGGAUGGGGCAUCCACAACAUCAAACUUCCAUCAACAUCCAUUAACACCAAACAUGCAAACACCCAUACGUCGAUUGGAGUGGCUGACUGGCAUUCCUCAUUGGAUUUGUGAAUAUGCUGUGCAGGUAUUUAGGUAAUGUGUACAGGCACACUGCUGAUUAGCUGACUCAGUAUCAGUGCUUUUAACUGUCAGUUGCUUAGAGGCAUCACCAAUGGAGACUCGGGGCAAUCUGUGUGCUGAUGCACUGCAUGCAGCAGCCGUGCUGUUUGUCAGACACUGAGCUCUUCCCUGCAGCUCGGACCUGUGGGACAGAUGAUGGAGAACAGGAAUUGUGCUGAAUGGAAGAGUGGGCUUUGUCGUAUGAGCUCCUCACUGUGACUGCAGAAUGAGGCAGACCUGGUAUUGGAUUGCUCCACAAGUGUGUGUGUGUGGUGUGUGGGACAGAAACGGGACAGGGCGAUCAGUGACGAUCACAAAUGAAAGAUGUUUAUUAUUGAAUGGUCUUUGUUCACUGUAGCAAUAAAUGACCCAAGUGCAAUGACUUGAUUUAAUAAAGCCCUCUUGUAAAAGUUGCUGCUGGGAGUGUGUUUAGCCUUGAGGAAGUUGCCCUAAUGUAUGUCUGUAUUGUCUUCAGCUCCUGUUAUGUACUGGAGAGGAGGGCCUUGCUUUGAAGAC
Lagopus muta (rock ptarmigan) is the source of this 4452-nucleotide messenger RNA. It is a transcript of the gene CD2AP, whose product is annotated as CD2 associated protein. Gene Ontology annotation, molecular function: protein binding. Lineage: Eukaryota; Metazoa; Chordata; Aves; Galliformes; Phasianidae. The coding region runs from base 229 to 2157 and encodes 642 amino acids. The transcript has 18 exons. The record is from RefSeq and is a predicted model, not a curated record.